UUUUUUUUCAGAUCUGUCUUCUAAUUACGUUCAUACCUCGUCCAAGGGAAAAAAAAAAAUGUCAAAAAAGAACAUUGAGAAAGCUUUUAUAAAAUAUGUAAAGGAGUAUCAAGAUAUCAACGGAGUUCAACCAGUAAUAUUCAACGGACCCCCUUCACCUCUCGAGUUUCUUCAAAAGUGUGUUCAUCCAAAUAGACCAGCCUUGAUCAAAGGUAGUAUUGAUCAUUGGCCAGCAAAGACAUUAUGGACUGAUGACUAUCUCCGAGACAAGAUGAAAGAUCAAGAGGUGACAGUAGCUGUAACACCCAACGGUCGUGCAGAUGCUGUAACGAUAAAUCCUCGUACAGGGAAAGAGUAUUUUGUGAUGCCUCAUGAAGAACAAAUGAAGUUUGAUACCUUCCUAAGUCAUUUACAUCAAGAUCAGAUAACAACAACAACAACAAAGAAACCUGUUUAUUAUAUAUCAUUACAGAAUGGUAGUCUUCCGUUAGAAUACAGCCAACUUGAACAAGAUAUAGAUCCUGAGAUUUCCUGGUGUUCUCAAGCUCUAGGAACGAGUCCAGAUGCUGUGAAUUUUUGGUUUGGAAAUGCUGAAAGUGUCACUUCGUUGCAUAGUGAUCCUUAUGAAAAUUGUUAUGCUGUUAUUAGAGGCCAAAAAACUUUUAUUUUAUUCCCACCCACUGAAUACAUGUGUCUCCAUGGUAAUCUAGGAAUCCCCCCUUUUUUUUUAUUGUGAUGAUGUUAUCAACUGACCUUUUUUUUUCUCCUAAUAGAGACCAUCUAUUCUAGUGCAAUAUAUACUCCUAUUGAUCCAUCCAUCACGUCUUUUGAAAUCACACCUUUGGAUGGGGAAAAUCAUCAAGUCCCAUGGAUUCCUGUAGAUCCGCUGUCUCCUGAUUUAGAAAAAUAUCCCAGGUUUCGGUAUGCACGACCGAUCACCAUCACUGUUCAAGCAGGGGAAAUGUUAUACCUUCCAUCCCUAUGGUUUCAUCACGUAUUGCAAGAUGGCCCUGAUGGUGUGAUUGCUGUGAAUUAUUGGUACGAUAUGAAUUAUCAACAUUCUCUUUUCCCAACAAAAAAUCUUUCACGUAGAAUUGUAUCAGAAUUACUAGAUGAUCAACCAUCACUUGAUCCUCCUGAUGACGAAAC
Molecule: messenger RNA, 1149 nt
Organism: Halteromyces radiatus
Lineage: Eukaryota; Fungi; Mucoromycota; Mucoromycetes; Mucorales; Cunninghamellaceae
Product: cupin-like domain-containing protein
Exons: 3
Coding region: 59-736 (225 amino acids)
Molecular function (GO): 2-oxoglutarate-dependent dioxygenase activity
Source: RefSeq, a predicted model, not a curated record